Messenger RNA from Archocentrus centrarchus (flier cichlid), 1443 nucleotides. RefSeq lists its product as uncharacterized. Lineage: Eukaryota; Metazoa; Chordata; Actinopteri; Cichliformes; Cichlidae. The coding region runs from base 165 to 1319 and encodes 384 amino acids. The transcript is spliced from 2 exons. The record is from RefSeq and is a predicted model, not a curated record. Gene Ontology annotation, molecular function: nucleic acid binding.
UUCGAGUUAAUAACUCGAAAUUUUGAGUUAAUAACUCGAAAUUUCGAGUUAGCAAAGCCAAUCAAGAUGCGUGGUGAUGGUACGUCAUUUCCUUGUUACGGAAAUAAAACCCGGAAGACACCAGUUAUCAAUGCUACAGCUAAGCUACCAGUACAGAUCCGAUCAUGAAUGAGCAAAUUGCUAAGUACUUUCAGCGAGGAUUUACAAACGAUGAAAUCCUUGCGUUAUUAGCUGAAUCACAUGGCAUCAUUAUCAGCAAACGCACCCUCGAAAGGAUCUUACACAAGAACAGACUUUGGCGCAGAAAGAACAAAACUGAGGUGGAAGAGGUGGCGGCUUUUAUACAAGCGCAACUGGAAAACUCAGGUCAGUCACAUGGAUAUCGCUGGAUGCACCAGAAGUGUUGGAUGAAUGGAAUUGUGACUGACAGAGAAACAGUUCGUCUUCUGCUCCGUUUACUCGACGGUGAAGGUGUGGAUUUAAGGUCCCGUAGACGACUGCGGAGGCGAGUGUAUCAUAGCAGAGGCCCCAACUAUGUGUGGCACAUCGACGGAUACGAUAAGCUUAAGCCAUUUGGAAUUGCAAUAAGUGGAUGUAUUGACGGCUUCUCAAGGAGCGUUAUAUGGCUUGAAGCUUACAAGACAAAUAAUGACCCCAGAGUGAUUGCUGGUUACUACAUGGAUGCCGUGAUUCAACAUGGUGGAUGCCCUGAUCGAGUGAGAUUAGAUUUAGGAACAGAAAACGUCCAUGUGGCCCAGAUGCAAAGGUUUUUACAUUUUUCAGACAGUGAUUCAGAAACUGAUCAUGUCACUUUUGGAGCAAGUACAGGAAAUCAGCGUGUUGAAAGAUGGUGGCUAAUCUUACGAAGUCAGUGUGUCCAGUACUGGAUCGACCUGUUUGACAAACUAAGAGAGGAUGGACACUUCUCAGACUCGUUCUUGGACAAAUCAUUGGUCCAGUUCUGCUUUCUUCACAUUAUACAGGAGGAAUUAAACGAAGUUGCUUUGGCUUGGAACGACCACAGAAUACGCCCAGUCCACAACUCCCGCAGUCCUCAUGGUCGACCGUCUUUUAUGUAUGCCCUCCCAGACAUCUAUGGAGCGAGAGACUGUCUCCAGCAUGUCAAUAUGGAGAAAGUUGAAGCCUGCCUUGAAGAAUGUGUGUUCAAAGACUUUCCAUGUGAUGAGGAUGUCUUUCAUCUCUGUGUAGAACUGAUGGCUGAACAUGCUCUGGGCUUCACAAAUGAUGUGUUUGAUACAGUGGAUCUGUAUGUACAACUAAGGCAGCUCAUGCUUGCUCAGUUGGAGACAUUGCCUUAAAGGUUAUACCUAUUUAUGCAUUUGACAGAGCUGUUGAAAGCACAUGUCCUUUAACCUUUGUGCUUCCUUAGGAACAGUUAGUCCUCUGGCUUAGAAGAAUAAAAAUUAAAAAAAAAAAAGUAAU